This is a messenger RNA of Etheostoma cragini (Arkansas darter), 2891 nucleotides long. RefSeq names its product syntaxin-binding protein 4. The record is from RefSeq and is a predicted model, not a curated record. Bases 334 to 2547 code for a protein of 737 amino acids. The transcript is spliced from 21 exons. Gene Ontology annotation, molecular function: protein binding. Lineage: Eukaryota; Metazoa; Chordata; Actinopteri; Perciformes; Percidae.
CACGUUUACGGGCAGGGUCGGUUGGAACUGUGGACCGUGUGGCUCAGGUACACACGCUGAAAUGUUGUCCAACAGAGGGACAGUCAGCAGGAAUAAGUCCACGUGUCGGUCAGAUUAGAAAAGGGCGGACAGAGCGUCCCUUUACCGGCUCAUUGAUUUGAAGGGGGAUGAAUGCUGACACAUCCACGCAGUCAGCGAAGGCGCGCGGUGGACGGCUCGGAGCGCGGGCAGAGUGAUGCGUUUGUGGGACGGGGGGGCACUUGUACUUUCUACUGUGGACGCUCAGGGCGGCAGCAGCGUGGGAGCUGAACACCUGGACCGCAUUCGGAUAAUAUGUCUCUGCUGAAACAGCGGGGGAGAGAGCUCGAGCGGUUCGACGGACUGUCGCUCAUUUACUGGACACUAAUGGGUCCAUACGGAGUAGACAGAGCUGUUCAUUCCAUGGAGUUUACAGACUGUGAGAAUGGCCUGGGGAUUAAAGUGAUUGGUGGAGUGAAGGAGCUCACCGGAGAGGAGUUUGGAGUCUACGUCAAACGGAUUUUACCAGGUGGCCUUGCAUCAAAUGACGGAAACCUGAUGCCAGGGGACCAGAUCCUGGAGGUAAACGGGGACAGUCUAGUGGGAGUCACAAGUGAAAGAGCUGUGGACAUCCUGAGAGCCGCCUCUGCCACCAAUCUCAUGCGCCUUCUCAUAGCCAGAGACGAGGAGGCGAAGAAAGAAUUUGCAGAGUUGCUGGAGAAGUAUGGAUCUAAUGGUAGCACAGGAUCAACGCGCAACUCUCCCAUACAGCAAGGAGGCCGCUACCUGGAAAGUACAUCAUCUGGUUCGUCGUCUCGCUCCCAGAGUCCUUUGCUGUUGAGCCCAGCGGGCUCUCAGAACAUGUACAACAAUAGCGGGCCCAUGCUGCGCUCCCUCAGUCAUCCAGGGGAAGGAGUGAUUCAGCUCAUUUCAGUGCCCAGGUCCAGCGGUCUGGGCAUCACCUUAGGAGGAGGCUCCAACAGGCCCGACGGCCCCGCGGUCUUCAUCCAGGAAGUGCUGUCUGGAGGAGACUGUCACCGGGAUGGACGUCUGAGGCCCGGAGAUCAGCUCAUUGCUGUUAACAAGGAGUCCUUGAUCGGUGUGACCCACGAGGAGGCCAAAAGCAUGCUGAACAAAGUCAAAAGCAGCCAAGACAGUGCUGUGGAGAUAGCCUUCAUCCCAGGGAAAGGGCUGUUCCCAAGCAGCACAUCUCUCCACAACGGGGUCCAGCGAGCCACAGGCAACAGCUCCGGGCGCUUAAAAGUCCACAUCAGAUCACCUGAGAUGUGUGCAGAGGAGCCAGCCCCAGUGUCCUCACCUUCUCCUGACAUCUGCCCACCAGACAUCCAUAUUUCAGGUUCAACCAGCCAGAGGUCGCCAACGGGGGCCAAACCUAAGAUAACGCUGGACCCCUACAUUCGCCUCAAAUCAGACAAGUUAGAUUUGGCUUUGUCCUAUCUCGGGUUGGAUGUCACAGAAGAGAAGAGGAAGAAGUUGAGAGAGAGUCUGACAAUAGACCCACAAGGCACUGUGGCUUAUGGAGACCUAGUGGAGGCCACCCGGAACAUUUUCCAGGAGAACCUGGAGGAGCUGGGUUUAGGGGCGGGUCCCUUCAUGUUUUCCUAUCACGAAGCAGCUAGUUUGAUGGACACGUCCGCCUUCCACUCCCCCACAUAUGAGUCGGAGUGCAGCUACAGCAGUGAGGAGAUGGAGCAGUUCCAGACGGAGGUGAAGCAGCUGCAAACCCAGAUGAAGCAGCUCAAGGUGAUGCUGAAGGACAUGGAGCACAGCAAGAAAAGCCUGGAGGAGGAGUUGCAGAGGACCUCCGAGAAAGCAUGUCUGACUGUGGAGGAGAACGCCCUUCUGAAGAGCCGUCUGCAGGCAUCCGUGGCGGAGGCCGGGCCUGGGAUGUCUGGGGCCGGGGCUGGGGUGGCUGGGGCCGGGACCAGGGUGGCUGGAGCCGGGGCCGGGGCUGCGGGGGCCGGGGCUGCGGGGGCCGGGGCUGCAGGGGCCGGGGCUGCGGGGGCCGGGGCUGCGGGGGCCGGGGCUGGGCAGCGGCUGGCCAGCAGUGCAGAGCAGGACUACGAGGAGGUGAUCCAGCUGCUGGAGGCUGAGAUCAGGGACCUGAAGAACCAGCUGGCCAGCAAGAGGCAAGCACGAGGACUAGAGGCCACAAGGGAGGAAGUGCUGGAUCUGAACAGAAGGCUGACGACCGUCGACUGCCAGCUAAGGAAGUCGGAGCAGAGCAGGAGACACCUGGUGAUCUCCAACAGGAAGCUGCUGGGCUUUGCACAGAAUGUCCACAAAGUGCUGACGACACCCAGCCUGUUUGACGGCGGGAGCAGCAGGUCGUCCCCGGGCACUGACAGCCCCGACACCCCGUCCCCCCUCCCUGACCCCGCCUUCCAGCUGGCUGUGGAGGCCAAAGAGCUGGUGGCAGGAGCCUGCUCCCCCCCCGCUGAUGACAACGUGUCAGUGAGUGCGUUGGAGGCAGCGCUGGGCCCAGAUGUCGAGCCUCAUCAUAUGUGAGCAGAGCGGGCCGAGAGAGAAUCGGGGCAGGCUGGAGGAGCAGCUGAGCCCACCAUGGACCACACCACAAUACAGACUGGACCCCAUCCAAUACACUUCCUCAAAAUAAGAACUUCCAUACAUUCACGUCGUCAGUUCAGUGACAGCUUGAACACAACACAGUCGAUGUUUUAAUGCCAAAGCUUGCUUACACGCAUCAAAUUAGUGUCUUCUUUUGAAUUAUUCCACAGUCUUUAUGGAGGGCUCAGCGGCGGGGGGGGGGGGUUGCACUAAGCCUGGACCCGUGGACUCUUGCCGGUCACCCAUCAGUACACAUGUCUUUGGGAGAAGUUCUCUGCCAAAUC